This is a messenger RNA of Paramecium tetraurelia, 225 nucleotides long. RefSeq lists its product as uncharacterized. NCBI's taxonomy places the organism in Eukaryota, Ciliophora, Oligohymenophorea, Peniculida, Parameciidae. The transcript has 2 exons. The record is from RefSeq and is a predicted model, not a curated record.
AUGGAUGAAAAGUUGCUUCUGUCGAUCAUUUAUAUUGAUUUGGCUUUGUCAUCAAUGAAGAUAAGGAGAAUAAACUUAUAAUUGAUUGGAGUUACAUCCUUAAAGUUAGCUGAGUAUUAUGUCUAAGGAAUACUUAAGUAAGAGAAUUGUAAUGCAUACGCUUAUAUUACUGCUGAUGAAUACAAUGAAAAACAAAUCAUUAAUAUGGAAUAGCAAAUUCUUUGA